Messenger RNA from Portunus trituberculatus (swimming crab), 763 nucleotides. RefSeq lists its product as uncharacterized. Bases 278 to 763 code for a protein of 161 amino acids. NCBI's taxonomy places the organism in Eukaryota, Metazoa, Arthropoda, Malacostraca, Decapoda, Portunidae. The record is from RefSeq and is a predicted model, not a curated record. The transcript is spliced from 5 exons.
AGCGUCUGGCAAUACCUUCACUGGCGGGAAGACUGAGUUGUGGGUCAUUCCUCUUCCACCACUUAAAAGCUCCACCCUGUCACGUGUCCCUGCCUUCAUCAUCACCACUCGCGACGUCUCCUUGGCCGCGUCAUUCAAGAGGGGACCGUGAAAAACUGUUGCGUAUCGCGUCAGGACAGCUUUUGUCAGCGAUGGAGAGCACGAGUGGCGGCCAUAUUGAUUUCGUUGCCAUAGUGCUUAGUGUAAACAUCCUCAGCUGGAAGAAGCUUCCCUGAGUAUGGGGGAGCUGGCGCCUGCGAGGUCGCCACUAUUCUCCAACAGGGCUUUCAUUGUCGGCUACUCAGGCUACAUACCAGGUCUAAUGUUCCGGUAUGGCAAGACCUUCGGGAGGGCGGCUGAGGAAAGCAUCUCCAUGUACAUCCAACAGCAGAGUGAUAGACGCGCCAAGGAGGAGGCGCGGCGGUCCAAGUCUCUUCCUCGAUUAAAACAGAAGCGCUCCGAGAGCAGAGUGAUUGAGGAUUUCUACAGCAAGUACGGCAUUGACGGACGCAGCAACCCCAACUACCCGCCCCUGCCUGGCUACACUGGUUACAUCCCCAAGAUGAAGCCCACUGACCUAGGAAUCGGCCGCACCUUCAGCGCCGCCGCCAGGAGAGGCCUCGCGCACGUCGCCACAGCCCGGGAACACCGACAAACUCUCCAGCCGACCCUGCACGCCUCCGCCCCGCCCUCAGCAGCCCGCUACACCAAGGCGCCGUCCUAG